Molecule: messenger RNA, 757 nt
Organism: Suillus clintonianus
Lineage: Eukaryota; Fungi; Basidiomycota; Agaricomycetes; Boletales; Suillaceae
Exons: 5
Coding region: 71-475 (134 amino acids)
Source: RefSeq, a predicted model, not a curated record
CUUGACUGUGGUCAACACUCUCUGCAACUCUGGUAUAUAUCGCCCAUCUCAGCACUUAUAACUCUUCGAAAUGUCAUUUCCCAACUCGUCUACGCCACUUCUUCCGCGAGCUUCGAGUUUUGUAACACCCGCUCUCCUCUGGAGGUCAGGAGCUAUCCUUGCUGCUACAGGAAUGAUUGCUGGCGCAUUUGGCUCCCAUGCUUUGAAGCGCAGGCCAGGAAUCACGCCCGAAGGCUUAUCCGCUUGGGGAACGGCGUCUCAUUACGCGAUAUUCAAUGGCCUGGCCUUGUUUGUACUCUCGAUGCAUCCUCGAUUUUCGACGCACAAAUUUGCUGGCCCUGCUAUAGCAGGAGGAGGUUUUGUCUUCUCUGGCUCUAUCAUGGCACUUGUUCUGUGGAAAUUGAAGUUCCUUGGACCUAUCACUCCCAUGGGUGGUUUAGCUAUGAUUGCCGGGUACAUUACCCUGGCACUCUAGAUCAGCCAUUCCUUAUUAGAAUGUUCCUAAGCCGUGGACCAUCCGUCCCAUCAUGGUCGUGCGUCAGUUCAGUAUAUGACACUUUAGAAACAUGCAGGGAUUUGCGCAAUGCAUAUUACUUUUUCCCACUCUGGUGGUGCAGGAUGAACCUUUUCCUGCUGUUGACAACUGUCAAUACACUCACUUCCGUUUCCUUAGGUUCGUGUCAUUGCAGUCAUUUCCAGCCGUAGCAUAAGUGCGUUUUCAAUGUUUGCCUUGGAGUAGGCUUAAUUGGUUUGUCAU